Messenger RNA from Prorocentrum cordatum, 1001 nucleotides. NCBI's taxonomy places the organism in Eukaryota, Dinophyceae, Prorocentrales, Prorocentraceae. The record is from the annotation of a GenBank genome assembly.
CGACAGAGUGCUGGGGAUCAACGCUAGUGAAAACGCUGUUUGUACCCUGUCACGCCCCAGGAGGGGGGAGGGGCCGCCUACAUCUAGCAGGCAUGCGAACUCGUCCCACUGUGCCUAUGGCAAGGUGGCGGACGUGGUCCGCUGUGCGUUGUUCUGCCUGGGUUGGGAACGGUCUGAGCGCUUGGGCAUAUCGCGAGUUCCACUUCCUUUCGACAAGCUACAGGAGCAGGGACACGCCGUCCGUAGCUCUGGCUUGUACUGUUUUUAUUCGGACUCCAGACAGGCAAUCGCAACACUUUCUGUGCCGUCAUGGCUGGGGGCAAGGCCGUUGAUACGGCCCGCGUUCGCCAGCUGAUGGUGCUCGCCCUCCUCAGCGGCCACGCCCUGGCGACUGACGAGGCCGGGAAGAGGUUUCUCGAGGGAAAGGCCAAGGAGGAGGGCGUCGUCACGCUCAGUUCGGGCUUGAUGUACAAGGUGCUCCAGAUAGGCCACGGGACGCACCAUCCGCGCAUCGAUUCUCCGUGCUUGUGCCACUACAAGGGCACCUUCACCGACGGCACGCAAUUCGACUCCUCGUACGACAGGGGCCAGCCAAGCACGUUCGCUCCCAAUCAGGUGAUCAGGGGUUGGACGGAGGCGAUGCAGCUGAUGGUCGAGGGCGACAAGUGGGAGUUGUACAUCCCCUCCGAGCUCGCUUACGGCGAGAGGGGGGCCAGGGGCGCUGGAUUAGUGAUUCCAGGCGGCACUGCGCUUGUCUUUCAGAUGGAAUUGAUGCAGAUCAAGGGCGUCUCUAAUGAUAAUUCGGAGGCCUGAGGGCCAACAACGUUGCGCCGCGCUGAGUCUUCGUCUUCGCGUCCAGAUGAUAACCAGGAUUAUCUUUUUCGCCGCAGCGUUUUUCUCAGCCUUUGGCGAUGUGACAUGCGUUUCCCGUCGCGCGCGCGCUCGUCUAUUGCAUUGAGAACAAUGAGCAAGAAACCUAACACAUCACAUUGACAAAGUUC